UUGGAGUGAUCACAUGACACAUGGUUUCCGCUGCUCUUUACUGAGAGCUUCUUUUAGGGUAGUCCCUGUUUUUGACCCUGCUCUCUCUCUUUGAUCCUCCACUCUAGCGAUGGCCGGUUUUGUGUAUGCUUUGUUCCUGUUCUGUGCACUCAGCCUGGGCAUGGCUCUGGCCGAUACUCCGGCGAACUGCACUUACCAGGACUUGAAGGGGACCUGGGUGUUCCAGGUUGGGAUGGAAGGGCAGAACAGAAAUGUUAACUGCACUAACAUGGGCCCUCCUGUAAAAAGUGUGACUGUACAUCUCCGUAAACUUGAUGUUGCUGAAGAUGAUUUUGGGAAUGUUGGUUUCUUCACUUUAAUUUACAAUCAAGGAUUUGAAGUAGUCCUUGGUGAUUACAAAUGGUUUGCUUUUUUUAAGUACAAGAAAGAAGGUUUAAAUGUAACCAGUUAUUGUCAUGAAACACUUCCCGGGUCAGUGCAUGACACACUGGGUCAAAACUGGGCUUGCUUUGUUGGAAAGAAGAGCACUCAGAAUGUUCGAACUGAUAUUUUUCAUUCAGGUGAAGAUUUGUCACACCUGUUGCAGAGACCCUAUAAGCCUAACCUUGACUUUGUGAAAGCAAUAAAUACAGUACAGAAAUCUUGGACAGCAAAGCUUUAUAAAGAGCAUGAAAAAUUCACCAUUCAAGACCUCUUCAGACAAGCCGGUGGUCAUAACUCAAGGAUCCCUAGACGUCCAAGACCUAUGCCAGUGUCAGAGGAGAUGCAGAAGCUUGCAGCGUCUUUGCCAGAAUCAUGGGACUGGAGAAAUGUUGCUGGAGUGAAUUAUGUUAGCCCUGUACGAAAUCAAGGCGGCUGUGGCAGUUGCUAUUCCUUUUCUUCCAUGGGAAUGCUUGAAGCCCGCAUUCGUAUUCAGACAAACAACACACAGACUCCAAUCCUUAGCACACAGCAGAUAGUUUCCUGCAGUCAGUAUUCACAAGGAUGUGAUGGAGGAUUUCCAUACCUAAUUGCUGGAAAGUAUGCCCAAGAUUUUGGUUUAGUUGAAGAACAUUGCUUCCCUUAUGUUGGAAUGGAUACUCCUUGCACCAUUAAGAAGCCUUGCUACCGUUACUACACUUCUGAGUAUUAUUAUGUGGGUGGGUUUUAUGGUGCUUGCAAUGAAGUAGCGAUGAAACUGGAGCUGGUAAAAAAUGGUCCAGUGUCUAUUGCCUUUGAAGUUUAUAGUGAUUUUAUGAAUUACCAAGGAGGAAUCUAUCAUCACACUGAUUUACGUGAUCCAUUCAACCCCUUUGAGCUUACCAAUCAUGCAGUGUUGCUAGUAGGCUAUGGCAGUGACCCUCAAACAAAAGAAAAAUACUGGAUAGUUAAGAACAGCUGGGGAACAGGCUGGGGAGAAAGUGGCUACUUCCGAAUCCUUCGAGGUAGUGAUGAAUGUGCAGUUGAAAGCAUAGCUAUUGCAGCCACUCCAAUUCCUAAACUUUAAGGAGAAUAAUGAAGUAUGCUUGCUGGAAGCAAAACUGAAAAAAAAUUGAAUUUUGAAUCUUGUUUCUUGGGAAUCUAUUUGAAUUUUGCAUAAAUUUACCUUUAACAAUGUUUUAAUAUUCAAAAUGGAGAUUGUACUGCUGCUUAUCUUGGAAAUCUAUCUGAAUUUUGCAUAAAUGUGCCUUUAACAAUUUUUUAAUAUUCAAAAUGGAGAUUGUACUGCUUGCAUUUUCUUAGAACUCAGUAGUGGAUGUUCUUGUUAGGUAAGCUCAAAAUGAAAGUCGCAGAAUUUGUUUUUAAUCAACAGUGGUAAUUAUACUUUGGUUAAAAAGCUGCUGUGUAACACUUGUUUUGCAUUUAUGGGAUGUGCAAUGCUGAGCAGCUGUGUGGUAUACCAAAGUUGUUUUUUGUAAUAAAUUGGGUGUUUCUGAAUCGGUUUCUUAAACCUUCAGUCCAUUGCAGUAUCAAGGAAAUAAAGUGCAAUAUCAGGAUCUGAA
This is a messenger RNA of Carcharodon carcharias (great white shark), 1982 nucleotides long. RefSeq names its product cathepsin C (gene ctsc). Gene Ontology annotation, molecular function: cysteine-type endopeptidase activity. Gene Ontology annotation, cellular component: lysosome. The transcript is spliced from 7 exons. Bases 110 to 1486 code for a protein of 458 amino acids. Lineage: Eukaryota; Metazoa; Chordata; Chondrichthyes; Lamniformes; Lamnidae. The record is from RefSeq and is a predicted model, not a curated record.